Fusarium falciforme is the source of this 2514-nucleotide messenger RNA. RefSeq names its product C2H2-type domain-containing protein. The record is from RefSeq and is a predicted model, not a curated record. The coding region runs from base 1 to 2514 and encodes 837 amino acids. Lineage: Eukaryota; Fungi; Ascomycota; Sordariomycetes; Hypocreales; Nectriaceae. The transcript is spliced from 2 exons.
AUGAAUCGCAAGAGAACCAUCCGCCGGGCUGUGCCGCUCGACGGCCCCACUGCCCGGCCCCGGUCCGUCCCGGCGCCCCCGAAAGCAUCGGCCAGCUUUGACUCCCCGGCCCUCGACUUUAGGCUUCCCUCCGAGCUUGGUUUUGGCUUCGACUGCUACCGCUCCGCUUCGCCCUCCAAUCUGGACUGUGCGCCACUCCGGCUCAGCCACUGGGAUUCGUCGUACUGCGGGAGGGAGAUGAGCACCGUCAGCACUGACACGCAGUCGUCCUCCUCAGUUGGUUCACUGCUGUCGUCCGUUUCUACAGAUACGGGUGACACUCUGACCAUACGGAAUGGAACUGUUCCGUCGAGGGGCCCGAGCCCGCUGCAGACCAGUUGCCUUGGCGACUCGGCGCACCCUUUCGUCUGCCUCGGGCCGCGAUGCCAGGAGGCGUUUGCCUCGGAUGAAGAGCUCAGGUGCCACGUCAAGUCGACCCAUACGCACUCGUGUAAUUGGGUUGGCUGUACCCAUCCCAGCUUCUCAACCAGGGACGGCCUCAUCUACCACGUCAAAGUUGAGCAUCUCGUCGUCUGUCCUAUCCCAGGCUGUGUAGAGUCUUCAUUCCAGAGCAGCCGUCUCUUGCAGUCACAUAUAAUGCUCGCUCAUCCAAAAGAUGGCGAUGAUGAUGUAAAAGAGUGGCAGCUCCCUGCCAAGGUUGAGCCUAUCGAGAACUCCAUAGCCAGUCCGGUAGAGGUGGCCCGGCUCGGCAAGAGAAAGGAGAGGGAUGGUGAUCUUGACAACAUCGUCGCAACAAAACAGAUGUGUCAGGAUAAACUACGCAAUGUAGUCGAAAAACGUGCCAAGAAGAAUGCUGGUACACCUCGGAGUGCAGACAGUCCAACUGACCUCGUCCGAGGCCGAGCAUCAAGACUCAUCGAGACAACAAGCUUCCCCCUCGUCUUCGAACAUGCCAUCCUCCCCUUCCUCUCCAAGUAUCUCCCAGCUUGGGUCGGUCCCCGCCACGUCGUCACUGUCACCAGGGGCAAGACACCCCAGAUGAAGCGUAUCUGCAUCAUGAGCCCCAAGGCAAUCUCUUUUGCCCGCAAGAUCAUCAUUGCCAGCCACGUCCAGGACCUCAUACCCGCGAGUUUCCUCAACCUUGUCUCCUUUGUGUUUGCAAAAGGCGAAGUCAGCCGCACUGUGACUUGGGCUAGGGGUUUGGGCAAGGACCACAAGGACGAUAUCUGCACGGCUAGAAACCCUUACUUCUUCCGGGAUCCUUGCAUGGGUGACAGCAUCGGUGUCAAGGGGAACGAUGCCUUUGAAGAUAGCACGGCCACGCUGGGUCCUUGCCUCACCGUUGGGGGCGGCAGCUACUGGCUGGGCAACUUUCACCCCUUCAUGGAGGCGUACCAUAACCUCUCCCAAGUCCAGGUCGAGCACCCAUCCUUUCAAGAUCGCAAGCGAUGUAUAUCAGAGGGUCACGAUGCUCUGACACAGGCAGCCAGCUUCAGCCUCGGAAACCUCGAGGUCACGUCUGGGCUCAAUCUCAAGACGACGCGCAUCUCUCACGAUCCUUACUGGGAAGAGUGUGAAAUGGAUAAGCCCCUGAUCGUGACUGACUGGGCUCUCAUCGCCUCCCGCUCCUCGCACGCCAACAUGCUCCGUCGUUUCCCCUCCGACACUCUGCCCCAGGUCCGAGAAGCCAUCGUCACCACCACGGCACCCAUCAUGCCUGGUGCCGAUGUCCUCUCUAGCGGUCGAACCUCUGGAUAUCAACGCGGUCAGAUAGGAGAGAUUCCAGCUUACGUCUCAGGGGAAGAAAACGGCACCCACAAGGCCACUAGGGAGUGGUUCAUCGAGGAGCCGUACCCUCAAGACAACGAAGACGACUGGAUCCGUGGAGGCAUCGGCGUCAACGGUGAUAGCGGCGCGGCCAUUGUCGACGCGAGCACUCAUAGCCUCGUAGGCCAAGUCUGGGGACGAAACCACUAUUGGGGUCCUGGCCAGCGAGUUACGUACUUUACUCCCAUCGCCGAUAUCUUUGAUGAUAUCCAGGAAAAGUGUGGCCAACAGACACGUCCCCAGCUCCCUCAACACCGUGACGAAGCCGACUGUAUCCCCCCUUAUCCCUCGUGUCGUCAGUGCUAUGACCUACGAACCUACCUCGAUAGUCGUAGGAGUUCACGUAUGUCACUGCAGAGUAUGAUCAUGGGCACUGGGGACGCCGACCAGGACCUCACCUCUAUUGAGGCUGCCUCUGAGCUAGCUACUCCCAGAGACUACAACCGUUAUCCAGGCGUCGAGGAGGCCGGUUCCUCCUUCAACACCAUCGUCUCGCCCGCACCGGGGCCAGGGUCAGGAACCCCCAUGAUAGCAGACGCGAGGAGUCCAUAUGCCCUCACGCUAGACCCAGAAGACUUGUACGGUCCUUCGUUUGCCGCUCUAAAUCAGCCGCAAAAGAGGAGAGCGUCAGGUCACACCAGCUGCCCGAGCUUCAACAAGCCAAAGAGACAAAGGGCUGGUGAGUAG